Molecule: messenger RNA, 4818 nt
Organism: Cryptomeria japonica (Japanese cedar)
Lineage: Eukaryota; Viridiplantae; Streptophyta; Pinopsida; Cupressales; Cupressaceae
Product: disease resistance protein Roq1
Exons: 5
Coding region: 360-4790 (1476 amino acids)
Biological process (GO): defense response; signal transduction
Molecular function (GO): ADP binding
Source: RefSeq, a predicted model, not a curated record
AAACCAAAUCGAAUCCUAUCUCCAUUCUUGUCUACUUCGAGUUCAUUUUCCUUCUCUUUUCCCUCUAAUUUCUACGCAUUUACCUUCGCUUUGUUUUGGCCUUGCAUGUGUGUAGAAAUGACUGGAUCUGCCUUUUUCUUUGUCUAGAUCAGCACCUUGGGUAAUCUCCAAGCGUUUUCGUUGCUCCUCUUUUUCUUGAUGAAACAGCGAGGAAAAUACUUUAUCUACCUGUGCAAUGAUCUAUUUAAUUCACCGUACCUCUGCUCUCCCACAUAAACUGCAAUUCCCAUCAUAAAUCGCGUUCAUUUUGCUUUUUCUUUGUAAAUUUGAACGGGUUGUUAGGGUUUGAAUUGCAAUCAAUGGCAUCUUCUUCUUCAUCUCACCAGCAAAAUCAGGAAUUUAAUGCUUUCUCUGUAAUGGAACCUGGCGGCAAAAGAAGGAAAGUUUGUGAAUCGACAAAAUUGUUUGAUGUGUUCAUCAACCACAGAGGUCCUGAUGUCAAAGGAACUUUGGCUACUCAGCUAUACAAUUCUCUUCAGCAGUUGCGAAUAGCGGCGUUUCUUGAUUCCCAAGAAAAGGAGCUAGGAAAUUCAUUUCCAUCUAUCAUUGAGACGGCCAUCCGCUCUGCUAAGGUACACAUAGCCAUCUUUUCCAGAAGAUAUGCAGAGUCAUCUUGGUGUUUGGAUGAGCUAGUUCUCAUGUUAGAAAGUACAGCCAAAAUUAUCCCCGUGUUUUAUGAAGUGGAGCCAUGGGAACUUCGCCACAUUGAGAAGGGAGUAUACGCGGAGGCAUUCCUUAAAUAUGAAGAGAAGGGCAGAUACCUGGAGAAGCUUAACACGUGGAAGGAAGCCCUUCAGUCUCUUUCAUUUACCGCUGGGGAAGAAUUUAGCAGUGAUUGGGAUUGCCAAAAAAUAGUAGCAGCUGUGAAAAAAGAAGUACAAAGGAAAACAUGUUUACAUGUUGCUGAAUACUCAGUGGGGCUGGACAUUCUUGUGGAAGAUUUUGAAAAGAGAUGCCUUGAUGAGCGUGUACAAGAUUUUGAAAAUCAGUGUGGACAGGAAGAAGGGAAGCAUAAGGCUCAGGUAGUGGGAAUUUUUGGCAUGGGGGGAGUGGGGAAGACAACUCUGGCCAAAGAGUUGUUUAAUCGAAAGAAGUUGAAUUACACAAGAGCAAGUUUUUUGUUUGAUGUGCGAGAAAAGUCUGUGAGAAGCGAAUUAUCUUCAUUGCAAAGUACGCUCAUCAAAGAUCUCUUUGACAAAGAGAUCAGUUUCACAAAUACAGAGCAAGGAACAACCUGUCUCAAAGAUUGUCUACGAAGGAGCCCCCUUUUAAGCGUCUUAAUUGUUGUAGAUGACAUCGAUCAUGUGGACCAGUUAAAUGCUCUGGCGGUGAUGGAUAUAUUAAAGAGUUCUGAUAAUAGUCUGGUUAUUGUCACAACUCGUGAUGCUGGUGUGCUUAUAACCACAGGGAUUACUUUGGGUUAUAAUUUAAAAGGUAUGGAUCGAGAUUAUGCGAGAGAACUCUUCUGUUGGCACGCCUUCGACCAACCCAAUCCAUGUAGUGGGUAUGAUCUACUGGUUAACUCCUUCGUAGACAAGUGUGGAGGCUUACCUCUGUCACUUCGGGUUCUGGGCAGACAUGUUCGUAAUAAACCUCACAGCUAUUGGGGUUCCGAAUUGAAUAAAGUCAGUAAGUCGCUGCCUCGGGACGUUAAGAAAAAACUGUUAAUAAGUUUUGAAGCAUUGGACGAUGAAGAGAAACAGGUUUUCAUGGAUGCUGCAUGCUUUUUUGUGGGCAAACCAAAGAGUAUAGCUGAAAGAAUAUGGGAGGGAUCAGGAUGGGACGCACAACAUGCACUGGAAGCACUCAAAGAUAAAUGUCUUGUAGAAGAAAUUGAGACAUUGAGUCUGAAUAUACAAGGAGAAAUUGAAUUGAGAAUGCAUGACCAUCUGAGAGACUUGGGAAGAGAAAUGGCACUUGAACUCAGCCCUCCUCAUCGCCUCUGGCGUCCUCAAGAUCUCAAAUCUUUGAAAUUAAUGGGUUUCAAAAAUAUCCUCGCCAAAACCAAUAUCAGGUGUUUCAGUUCUUUUUUUGACGCGUCCAUGGGUUCUCAAGUUACAUUCUUUCUAGGCCAGUCAAAUAGUUGCCUUGAGGCGUCAGCUUCUUUACUAUGGCUCCAGCUUGAGGGGAAUUCCAAAGAACAGCCAAGCAUUCCUUCAUGGAUCCCUCUUCAAAAUUUGCAUUAUCUUAAAAUCUUGAAACAGUUCAAAACGUUGCGGGAGAAUAGAAUGCAGGCACCGUCCCAGUUGAAAGAACUGCAAAUUUCUCAAAUCUCUUUAAAAGAGUUUCCAGAUUUUAUAGGAAUAUCAGAUAAUUUAGAAAAUGUGUUGGUAGAUGCCGGAGGAUUUCUAAUCCAAGACUUGUCGUUACUAGAAUCUCUCAGGAUGAACCUUUGUAGUUUAUGUCUGAGGUUUUCCAAGUUAAAGGGGCAACAGGGUUACACUAAAAGAGGAGAGAGGAUUCUGUGUGAAUCUUUAGUUAUCGACAACUUCAAAUUUAAUGGGGAAGUGGAUUGGAGUAAUGGACAGGCUCCAAUGAGUGGCCUUGAAAACCUGGAAAUUAGCAAUGAAGAAUCUGUAUCCAAUAUCUUAAUUUGUGGGAUUCACUAUCCAAGCCUUAAGUUUAUCAAACUUCAUUAUAUGAAAAAUCUUGUGGAAAUGGAUUUAACAAGGGUGAGGACAUUAAAUUCUCUUGAUAUUACAAAUUGUCCAAAACUCAAAAGAUUGGCAGCAACAUCUGAUCCAUAUCUUAGGAAUUCGAUAAGUGUGGCAGAAAUUCAAGAUCUUAGGAAUGUUGCAGGAUCGAAGGUUAAAAAUUGUACGGAUCAUUUUAAUAUUGUAUCAAGAGAAUUUGGUCUUAGGAUGCUGGCACAAUUGUAUAUUAGUGAAUGCCAAGAGCUUGAAGAGCUAAGGCUUGGACAUCUGAGCUGCCUGAAAAAAAUCACUAUUGAAAACUGUAUUCAUUUGAAGUCCUUGUGCUUCAGUGGUAUGAAGUGUCUGGAGAGCAUAACAUUUCAGACAAAUGUGAUGGUGAAAUAUUUUGAGUUGGAUGAUUGUCAAAAUUUGAAAACAAUGCAGUUUGGUUGUGAAGAGCUUGUAGAGUUAAGCAUUCGGGGCUGUCCUGAGCUUAAGAAGUUGCCAGAGUUUAAAGGUCUAAAUUGCUUAGAGAGGAUUGUAAUUGAUGGAUGUGGGAAGGUAAAAUAUCUUCAGUUAUAUCAUUGUCGAGUUUUGAAAAGUGUGUCCGGUAACUCUAUUAGAUGGUUGCAUAUUACUACUAGUUGUACUGAGCUCGAGGAGUUGCCAGAUCUUUCCGGAAUGAGCUACUUGGAGGAAAUUGAGAUUUCUGAGUGUGAGAAGAUACAGAACAUCAGGCUGCCAUCAACACUCAUCCGCCUGUGUGUAAAUUAUUGCGGAGAUUUGCAAACAGUGGCAGGAACCGGUGAUAUUCUGGAGCUUAUAGAGUUGACUAUUAGUGACUGUCCUGCGCUUGAGGAGUUGCCAUGUCUUUACAGAGUGAACGAAAUGGAGAAAAUUAAGAUUUCUGACUGUGAGAAGAUACAGAACAUCAGGCUGCCAUCAAGACUCAUCUGCCUGUGUGUAAAAAAUUGCAAAGAUUUGCAAACAGUGGCAGGAACCGGUGAUAUUCUGGAGCUUAGAGAGUUGACUAUUAGAGGUUGUCCUGCGCUUCAGGAGUUGCCAUGUCUUUACAGAGUGAACGAAAUGGAGAAAAUUAAGAUUUCUGACUGUGAGAAGAUACAGAACAUCAGGCUGCCAUCAAGACUCUUCCGCCUGUGUGUAGAUGAUUGCGGAGAUUUGCAAACAGUGGCAGGACUCGAUGAUAUUCUGGAGCUUAGAGAGUUGACUAUUAGAGGUUGUCCUGUGCUUGAGGAGUUGCCAUGUCUCUACAGAUUGAACGCCAUAGAGGAAAUUGAGGUCCGUAGAUGUGAGAGGAUACAGAGCAUUAGGCUGCCAUCAACACUCGUAAGUCUGUUUAUAGAAAGUUGCAGAGAUUUGCAGAGAGUAGAAGGAAUCAGUGAUCUUCUGGGGCUUAGGGAGUUGACUAUUAGAGAGUGUCCCGAGCUGAAGGAGUUGCCGAGUCUUUGCAGGUUCAGCUUGAUGGAGGAAAUUGUGAUCGACUCUUGUGAGAAGCUGCAGAACAUGGCAGGUAUUGAAGAGUUGCAAGUACAAAAAUACUUGAGAAUUGCUUGUUGCAGCAAUGCACUAAUACGGAAUUCCAUUCACAAGCUCAAGAGUGAACCAUCACCGGGAAUGUUUAUGAUUGGAAGAGCAGUGGAUGGAGCAGAGUCAUGUUUAAACGAAAAUCUGUUUGCUGACGCUAAUAUUGGCGUCCGUAGAGUGAUUGAAAUUGAUACUCACGAAAUUUAUUCCGAGUCGUCAGAAGUGAGUGUAAUUUUUUUAUGCCUUGUGGUUGCAGUUGACAGCAAUACUUCGGCAUGGGUCAAAUCACUUAUAUUCCAUCUACCCUUGUGCCUUCUUCCUGAAGAUUAUGGUCCGCUUGAAUUGCGUGAAGGAGAAUGGGUAAUUACAAUGGUACGCCCAAUGGUAGCCCGUGAUGAUUGGCCUAACUUUUCUCUUCUCCGUCCAUUGUUUGAUUCUUUGAGGAGAUGUAGAGUACUGAAGAAGGGGAUUUGGGUAGAGCUAAAGAAAGAUGAAAUGUGGAAAAGUGUGGAAGUGCUUUCUACAAUUGUUGAUAAGUUAUAUCAUUCAUGAAUUGAGUUUUCAUUGCAGUCUUCAAAUA